Messenger RNA from Limulus polyphemus (Atlantic horseshoe crab), 1924 nucleotides. RefSeq names its product deoxyuridine 5'-triphosphate nucleotidohydrolase, mitochondrial-like (gene dUTPase). The record is from RefSeq and is a predicted model, not a curated record. Gene Ontology annotation, biological process: dUTP catabolic process; dUMP biosynthetic process. Bases 68 to 616 code for a protein of 182 amino acids. The transcript is spliced from 7 exons. Gene Ontology annotation, molecular function: dUTP diphosphatase activity; magnesium ion binding. NCBI's taxonomy places the organism in Eukaryota, Metazoa, Arthropoda, Merostomata, Xiphosura, Limulidae.
CAUAUCAAACUGUAUAUUUUUUAGCCCAGAAUAUGUGUUUGAUGUGAAUCGCUUAUCGAUUGUAAACAUGGCAUUGAAAGAAGCAAUCACCAGAGGGAGGCAAGUCUUAAAAAAUUCCAUCAUACUAGCGCGGGAAUUUCAUUAUUGUGAGUAUUCCUUUUCUAAGAAGAUCAUGCCUGCCCAAGAUAAAAUGGUUUUGAAAUUUUCAAAGUUAUCUUCAAACGCACAAGCUCCAACUAAAGGCUCGACUCAUGCUGCAGGCUAUGAUUUGUAUAGUGCCUAUGAAUAUGUAAUUCCUCCAGCGGGUAAGGCUGUUGUAAUGACUGAUAUUCAAAUUGCUGUGCCAGAAGGAUGCUAUGGACGAAUAGCACCACGGUCAGGAUUGGCAGCAAAACACUUCAUUGAUGUUGGAGCUGGUGUCAUUGAUUAUGAUUACAGAGGCAAUGUCGGUGUUGUGCUAUUUAACUUUGGAGAGAAAGAAUUCAAAGUAAACAAAGGUGAUAGGAUUGCUCAACUGAUAUGCGAAAAAAUCAUCUACCCUGAUCUAAAAGAAUUACAGACCCUUGAUGAUACUGUAAGAGGAGAUGGUGGUUUUGGAUCUUCAGGAAGAAACUGAUUUUGUAGUCAGCAUUUGCUAGUGACUUUGGUUAAUGGAAACUAAACCUGGUUAAUUCUACAGCACACACAUCUUAAACACAAGAAGCAGGUUUUUCAAUUUCAGAAAUUCAAUUGAAAUGUUUGUUGAUGUAAUAAAAGUUCGAAAAAUCCCUUUAGCCUGUGUAUAAAUUACAGACAUUUCUCACCAUCAAAAGGAUUAGAUAUAAAGAUGAAUUCAUUAUAAGUGUUUUAUUUCAUGAUACAUUUAUAACUGGAGAAUAUGGAUAUCAUACUGUUGCAUUUAAUUUGGAACUCAGUUGUGAUGUUUAAUUUUUGACUGUAAUAGUAAAAUAAAAUAUCAAAAACUGGUAUAUAGUUUACAUUAAAAAACUGGUGUUAUAUCAAUACUAAAAACUGGACUGUGAGGCAUCAUAUUUUAACUUGAAAAUUAAAUAGAGAAUUUAAGUUUGUAAUGUUUUUCUACUUUUGUUCAGUCAGCUACUUUGAAUGUUCAUAUAAAAUAAUCAUACAUGAUAUGCCAAACAUUAAUAACUUGUGUAAAGAAUUUUAACUUGAUACAGCAGUAGGCUUAAGUACAGUUACAAGAGAUUGUCAAACAUGUAUCAUUGUGGUCUUAACAUAAUAGUCAUUUCCAAACAGACUGAACAUGUCUUCCCACCUAUGGUAAGUAAGUAAAAUGGAUAUGUAAAUUUUGAUUACUCUGUUAUUUAUGAACAUUUAACAUAUACUUUUAUAAUAUUUCAUCUUUGUUUCAGUAAAGCAUUUCUAUCUCAGGUUAAUAUUUUAAGACCAGAAUUUGAAGUUGUAUUUUCUUUGGUCUUAUGAAGACAUUAAACUUUAUUUUUUCUGUUUAAGAAUUCACUUUUGAUUAAAUAUACAGAAAAUUACAAUUUUGUGUAUUUUGUUUUAUAGCGUAUGAUCAGUCAUAAUUUUUGUGGAGGACUGAAUAUGGUGUAAGAUUUCUUUUUUCCGUGUCAUAACAUUUAAAGUUAAUAUUUAAUAACAAUUAUUAUUCAGUAGAACGUUUACUGUGUUUGUAUUUUUUGGUGUAUAUAUUUUAAAGUGUAUCUUUGUAUUUGAAUUACUUUGCAAAAGUUACCUAGAUGUGUAUGUCAGGGUUAUAGUCUCUGCACUUUAUUUGGUUUUAAUAAUUUUUAAGAAAGAAAUCCUCAUAGUAAUAUUGCUUUUAAACACCUUCAUUAAAUGAAUGGUUAAAGAAGGGUGUAUUGUUUCCCAAGUAAAAAAAGUUUUUAUGUUAUGUUCAGCAGUAGUUAAGGUAGUGUGUAAAUUUCUUUACAUUUAGUUU